AUGAAGGAUCCUGAUAUUAAAAUAUUAAAGGCCCAUAAAACUAAAGAAAGUGGCACAUAUAAUUACAUUGAAAGAAUGGUAACUAUUACUGAAGUGAACAACGACUCAAACUCAAAUUCUGCCUCCGCUUCCAGCGGUUCUGCCGCUCGUACAGCAGCUCAUACACAUAUUAAAGGUCUGGGACUUGACGAGACAGGUGUGGCCAAGAAUGUGGAAGGAGGGUUCGUAGGACAAAUUGAAGCCCGUGAAGCAUGUGGUGUUAUUGUGGACUUAAUUAAAGCCAAAAAGAUGUCAGGAAGAGCUAUUCUUUUAGCCGGUGGUCCAUCUACUGGUAAAACGGCACUUGCCUUAGCAAUCUCUCAGGAAUUGGGACCUAAAGUUCCAUUCUGUCCACUAGUUGGGAGUGAAUUAUAUUCCGUUGAAGUCAAGAAGACAGAAGCAUUGAUGGAAAAUUUCAGAAGGGCAAUUGGGUUAAGAAUUAAAGAAACAAAGGAAGUCUAUGAAGGUGAAGUUACAGAAUUGACUCCAGAAGAUGCAGAAAAUCCAUUAGGUGGGUAUGGGAAGACUAUUUCCCAUGUUGUAGUAGGGUUAAAGUCUGCUAAGGGUAGUAAAACCUUAAGAUUAGAUCCUUCCAUUUAUGAAAGUAUUCAAAAGGAGAAGGUUAACGUGGGAGAUGUUAUCUAUAUUGAGGCCAACACAGGUGCAGUAAAAAGAGUUGGUAGAUCAGAUGCCUAUGCUACAGAAUUUGAUUUAGAAACGGAAGAAUAUGUUCCAUUACCAAAGGGAGAAGUUCAUAAGAAAAAGGAAAUCGUCCAAGAUGUUACUUUACAUGAUCUAGAUAUCGCCAAUUCAAGACCUCAAGGUGGCCAAGACGUAGUCUCCAUGAUGGGUCAAUUACUAAAACCAAAGAAGACUGAGAUAACUGAAAAGCUAAGACAAGAAGUGAAUAAAGUGGUGGCAAAAUAUAUUGAUCAAGGUGUAGCAGAAUUAGUUCCAGGUGUUUUAUUCAUUGACGAAGUUAACAUGUUGGACAUUGAAAUAUUUACAUAUUUGAAUAGAGCCCUUGAGUCAAAUAUUGCUCCAGUGGUAGUCUUAGCAUCAAAUAGAGGUAUGACAACAGUACGUGGUACUGAGGAUGUUGUAUCUCCACAUGGUGUUCCACCUGAUUUGAUUGACAGAUUAUUGAUUGUGCGUACUUUACCAUACAAUAAGGAGGAGAUUCGUAGCAUUAUUGAAAGAAGAGCUAAAGUGGAAAACUUGGACGUGGUACCAGAAUCAUUAGAUCUGUUGGCAACUUUAGGGACAGAAACUUCAUUACGUUAUGUUUUACAGCUUCUAUCACCUGCAGGAAUAUUAGCCGAUACUGCUGGACGUAAAGAGAUACUGGUUAGUGAUAUUGAAGAAGCAAAGUUCUUAUUUUUGGAUGCCAAGAGAUCUACAAAAAUACUGGAAACCACUGCAAACUAUUUGUAA
This is a messenger RNA of Naumovozyma castellii, 1473 nucleotides long. It is a transcript of the gene RVB1, whose product is annotated as RuvB family ATP-dependent DNA helicase pontin. The coding region runs from base 1 to 1473 and encodes 490 amino acids. NCBI's taxonomy places the organism in Eukaryota, Fungi, Ascomycota, Saccharomycetes, Saccharomycetales, Saccharomycetaceae. The transcript has a single exon. The record is from RefSeq and is a predicted model, not a curated record.